AUGAUGGAUACAGUUGAUGGAACUAGCAAGACUCGCUGGGAUGAACGACGUGAAAUUGUAAAGAUUAUCAUCGCAAUCGGUUGUAUAUUCGACACGAAUGGUGUCGAUGUUCAUUUUCUCAAUCGAAGAGAUAAUCAUACGAUCAAAGAUCAGACUCAAGCCGAUCAACUAUUCACUGUUUAUCCAAGAGGGUAUACACCAUUGGUGUCUGCUCUAAAAAGAAUUUUUCAACUGUCAGUAGCUCAAGGUAAAAGUGAUAAGAAAUUGUUGUUAUUUAUCGCCACCGAUGGAUGUCCAACAGAUGAAGAGGGUGUACCGAAUUCGGUUGAAUUUGAAGAUAUCAUGCGCAAUAAGCGACAAUGGAAAUAUACGUAUGUAUCGUUUCUACUCUGUACUGAUGACCCAGAGUGUGUUGAUUAUUUGAGCCGUUUUGACCGAACGAUGAUGAACGUUGAUGUAACAGAUGAUUUUAAAACGGAAAGAGAGAAAAUUCGUCGUUAUCAAGGAGCAAAUUUUUCAUUUUCCAAGGGUGAUUAUAUUGUGAAAGCUUUAGUUGGUGCAAUCGAUAAAGAAAUCGACAUUAUCAAUGAGCCAACUAAUCGAACAAACAAUAGUGAUAGCUAA
This is a messenger RNA of Rotaria sp. Silwood2, 624 nucleotides long. NCBI's taxonomy places the organism in Eukaryota, Metazoa, Rotifera, Eurotatoria, Philodinida, Philodinidae. The record is from the annotation of a GenBank genome assembly.